AUGUGGAUGCUUUCCUACUCGCUUCAACACUUGGUCUUUUUCGUUCUCUUUUUUCGGUCUUCAAUAAACUGCAGAAGUACUUUAAAACGAGAAUUAAAGAAUCCUGAAACUGUUUUUGGAGGUGUUUUCCUUUUUGAAACCGAUCUACCAACCAAAUCAUAUAGAGUUGAUGAGUCCUUCAAGCAUCAAGUUCCUCUUCAAGACCUUCGAAGUAUACCAGGCACACCGGAUUUAAACACUGAUGGAUUCACUUAUGUGUCCGGAAGGCCCGUAAAAGGGAUCAAAGAUCUGGAAGAACUAUCCGAUGACCACUAUGACGCUUUGGUAGCAGAUUCGAUUGAACUUGUAAAAGAGCUGACCGGUGCAAAAUCAGCAUUCUCGUAUGUAGCUGGAUUUAGAGAUCACACUUCACCGGAAACACCAAAACCAGUUUCAGCAAUUCACUCUGACCUGUCAGCUGAAGGCGCCGAAUUCGCGAAACAGCUAACACAAGCCAUACUUUUGAGUUCAGAGGAUCCAGAGGAGUAUAAAUUUGGGAGGUAUCUCCAGGAGGACGGUAAAAACGUGGUGAUUGUGAAUGUCUGGAGACCGAUUCAUACUGUUCAAGACCAUCAUCUCGGUAUUUGCAAAUGGGAUUCAUCUUUGAAAGAAGAUGCUAUGCGGUGGAGACUCGAACCAAGCAAUUUGGACAAUGCACUUCAGCCAUGGAGGUAUAGAGAAGGUCAAAGUUGGUGGUACUUGAGUGAUAUGAGGCCUGAUGAAGCUUAUGUAUUCAUGCAACACGAUAGCCGGGCAAAAGAAGAUGGUCAUGGAAUCAAUGUACCCCACGCUUCUUUUACUUUCAAAAAGGAUGCCAACAAGCCAUCUACUCGAAUGAGUUUUGAGUCUUCGGUAAUUGCAAUUAUCAAAUCAUCACCAACUCAAGCAACAUCAACAUGA
This is a messenger RNA of Melampsora larici-populina 98AG31, 939 nucleotides long. RefSeq lists its product as uncharacterized. Gene Ontology annotation, molecular function: oxidoreductase activity. The coding region runs from base 1 to 939 and encodes 312 amino acids. The transcript has 3 exons. The record is from RefSeq and is a predicted model, not a curated record. Lineage: Eukaryota; Fungi; Basidiomycota; Pucciniomycetes; Pucciniales; Melampsoraceae.